Molecule: messenger RNA, 1137 nt
Organism: Penicillium diatomitis
Lineage: Eukaryota; Fungi; Ascomycota; Eurotiomycetes; Eurotiales; Aspergillaceae
Exons: 4
Coding region: 1-1137 (378 amino acids)
Source: RefSeq, a predicted model, not a curated record
AUGGCGGCGAACACUCGUUUGCAGAACAUUGCUCUGGGGAUCUUGAUUCUCUUCACGGCUCUUGGCGGAAUCGCAGUGAUUCUUCGACUCUGGAGUCGGAAGAUCAAAAGAUCUGCGCCGAGCGCUGACAUCAAGGCCAAUUUUGUCGGUUGGCACUAUAAAGACAUCCCACCGACGGAGUAUGAUCCCAAGACAGCGAUGAUUUGGAACUAUGUCGUCCAGCUCGUUUACAAUCCCGCGUUGACAUUUAUCAAACUAUCGAUCUUGCUGUUUUUGCGUCGACUCGACAGCCAUUCUCGAGUCGUUAGCAUUCUCUUCUGGUUCGCUACGACCGUCGUCGUCGGUCUUUUCGUCGCCGUCCUCUUCGUCGAUAUUUUCCAGUGCCAGCCGGUUGCCUACGUCUAUGAUAGCUCGAUCGAGGGCAAAUGUAUUGCUCAGGGUGUCUUUUACGUAUCGACGGCCGCGUUGAACUUGUUCACCGAUGUUAUCGUGAUGGCCAUUCCGAUCAUCAUCACCUGGAAACUUCAGAUGCCAGUCCGACAAAAGUUGGCUGUGUGCUUGAUUCUGUGUCUCGGUGGAAUCGCGACAGCAAUUGGAGUCUGGCGUCUCGUCAUACUCACCCAAGGCUUCAUUCUCCAUAUGCCCAACCCUGAUCCCACAUACAACAUCAGCUUCGUCUCCUCCGCCAUCGAGUGCAAUACCGCUGUUCUCACCGCAUGUGCGCCCUCAAUGAAGGCCAUUGCCCGCAGAUACGUCCCUCGUCUCCUGGGUACUUCCCGUCGCGAUACGUCUGGUUACGGUGCCGGAACCAGUGGUUCGCGCAGCCGCUUCCCGGGCUCCAACCUGUUUUCCGGAAACAAGUCCCAGCUGCGCUCCCACGCAGACGACGAAUAUGAAAUGGCUGAUCCAAACAACGGAGUCUCGGUCAGUGGUGGCAAAAGGAACAGCAGUGCCUUUGACAUGCGCAAGUACCGUCGAAAUGGAGAUAGCGUUAGUCUGAGCAGUGGGAGUCUGGAGGGGGCCACGGGGAUUGUCAAGACUAUGGAUGUUUCAGUCCAGUACACUGGUGGCGAAGGUCCAAGGGAUGACGGGCGGUCCAGAGACAACAAGCAUUCGAGUGUUGAUAGUCUUGUUUAG